This is a messenger RNA of Terrapene triunguis (Three-toed box turtle), 3568 nucleotides long. It is a transcript of the gene KCNG3, whose product is annotated as potassium voltage-gated channel modifier subfamily G member 3. The record is from RefSeq and is a predicted model, not a curated record. The coding region runs from base 1 to 1305 and encodes 434 amino acids. Gene Ontology annotation, biological process: protein homooligomerization; potassium ion transmembrane transport. NCBI's taxonomy places the organism in Eukaryota, Metazoa, Chordata, Testudines, Emydidae. Gene Ontology annotation, molecular function: protein binding; delayed rectifier potassium channel activity. The transcript has 2 exons. Gene Ontology annotation, cellular component: membrane; voltage-gated potassium channel complex.
AUGAACUUUGGCCGGGGCCGCUCGGUGGUGUUGAACGUGGGGGGCACCCGCUACUCCUUCUCCCGCGAGGUGCUGAAGGACUUCCCGCUGCGGCGGGUGAGCCGGCUGCACGGCUGCCUCUCGGAGCAGGACGUGCUGGAGGUGUGCGACGACUACGACCAGGAGCGCAACGAGUUCUUCUUCGACCGCCACUCGGAGGCCUUCGGCUUCAUCCUGCUGUACGUGCGGCACGGCCACCUGCGCUUCGCGCCGCACAUGUGCGAGCUCUCCUUCUACAACGAGAUGAUCUACUGGGGGCUCGAGUGCUCGCACCUGGACUACUGCUGCCAGCGCCGCCUGGACGACCGCAUGUCCGACACCUACACCUUCUACUCGGCCGACGAGCCCCCCGCCGGCGACGGCGGCGAGGACACGCGGCCCCCGGCCGAGCCCCCGCCUGCAGCCGAGGGCAGGAAGUGGCUGGAGAGGAUGAGGCGGACUUUCGAGGAGCCCACCUCGUCCGUGGCCGCCCAGAUCCUGGCCACGGUCUCCAUCCUCUUCGUCAUCGUGUCCAUGGUGGUGCUGUGCGCCAGCACCCUGCCCGAGUGGCGGGCGGCGGAGAACCGCAGCGUGGAGGAGCAGAGCAGGUACACAGCAGACUCAGUGAGGGAGCCCUCCGGGAUCAUUGAAGCUAUCUGCAUAGGCUGGUUCACUGCAGAGUGCAUUGUGAGGUUCAUCAUCUCCAAAAACAAGUGUGAGUUUGUCAAGAGGCCCCUGAACAUCAUUGAUUUGCUGGCAAUCACUCCGUACUACAUCUCUGUGCUCAUGACAGUUUUCACAGGGGAAAAUUCUCAGCUCCAAAGGGCUGGAGUCACUCUGAGGGUUCUUAGAAUGAUGAGAAUUUUUUGGGUGAUUAAACUUGCCCGUCACUUCAUUGGUCUUCAAACACUUGGUCUGACUCUGAAGCGUUGUUACAGAGAGAUGGUGAUGCUUCUUGUCUUUAUUUGUGUUGCUAUGGCAAUUUUUAGUGCACUUUCACAACUCCUUGAAAAUGGGCUGGACUUGGGAACAAAGAAUAAGGAUUUUUCCAGCAUCCCUGCUGCCUGUUGGUGGGUAAUAAUCUCGAUGACCACGGUUGGUUAUGGUGACAUGUGCCCCAUCACUGUACCUGGAAGGAUUCUUGGUGGAAUUUGUGUGGUUAGUGGGAUUGUUUUAUUAGCAUUGCCUAUUACUUUCAUCUAUCAUAGCUUUGUGCAAUGUUAUCAUGAGGUCAAGUUCCGAUCUGCUAGGUACAGCAGAAGCCUCUCUGCUGAAUUCUUAAAUUAAUGAGUGCUCCUGCUUUUUGUAAUAGUACUUGCUAAGCUUUGGUGGAAGAGGUGAUGGUUGCUCCCUGUGUACACCCAUCUUGCUGGAUGAUCUAAGGAACAGCAUUGUCAUCAGCCUUGAAGGAUGUCAGUCACCAUUCUCAUCUAAAGGAUGACUACCUGCUUUGGGCCCCAUGGUAGGGAGUGUGGAUGGGGAUGUUGAGAUCUGAGAGGAAGAAAAUGGUAGCUUCUAGAACAACAAUGGGACUGGAAAGUUCUCAAGACCUCAUGGGGGCUGGACUUCUCUCUACCUAUCCAGACAACUACACACACAAAUCAUGGGCUUGGUACCAAGAGAGAUGAAGACCUGCAACUCAGUGGGAGUUGCAGGUACUCACUACUCCUCAUACUGAUAUCCCAGAGCCUUCCAAGGAAAAUAUAACAGAUGUCAUUCAAAUAUUUAAAAUCUAAAGGUCCCUUGGAGGAGUAGAGACCUUGUUGACAUGAAGCCUGCUCCAGAAGAGUUGAGGGCAUUGGAGCAGAAUUGCUGCUACUUUUAAUUCCUCCAAGUCAUGCAGCAGAUGGAAUAAUCUGAUCUUACAACUGAAGGAAGAGGAAAAAAAAUAUAAAUACACAAGGCAGAGAGAGUCUCACAGCCCAAUUCUGAUCUCAGUGAAAGCAACAGUGAGGUCAAUGGAGUUAGUCCAGAUUUUUAUUGGAGGAACCAAGAGGAGUGUAUGUCCCUCUCUAUGUUGUGGCAUAUGCUUAACCACAACUGCCAUUUCUCUGGGCGUAAGAUCUAUAGUAGCAACUAAUGUCAUACUUUAUAAAGAUCAGAGUAAAAUUCAGUUGUCGAUAAUACGAUCAAUAUAUCAACUGCUAGCUCGAUGGGAGGCAGAUAUCCAAAUUUGACUCAUGUGCUCAGCUAAACUCCAUCAACAUGAAGACAUUUACCUAUAAGCCUUGAUUUCCUGCCACCCCAUUUUAUUAACCAUAAUCACCUCAGAGUGAAAUAGUAUUCCAAGGAACAUGAUAUGAGUCUGUCACUUGAGAGGUUCAAAAACUUUCUAGACAAAGCACUAGAAAACAGGAGAACAAUCCUGCAAUGUCGGGGCUGGGACAGAUGUCCAGGUGGGUCUUUUUCCAUCUCCAAAUUCUAUGAUGAUUCUUAUUGAAGGAUCUGUUAUGAAUUGAUAUAGUAAAUUUAAAUUUUAACAACUGUAAAACAGCCCAGGUGAUACUGAAAAGUAGCAUUUUAGCUGGAUGGAACCUGUGCUUGGCACAAAGUAAUAUAUUCUCCCCUGCAAAUAUGGAAUUAAGAUGAAUGAAGUUAAGUUCUCAUGUUUCAUACACUACAUUUCUUGUGUAGUACUGCUUAGUAGCACUAUUAAAUAUGACUUUGAAAAGCUGCCAUGUGCUGUUAAACAUUCAAACAAAUUUAGGCACAGCUAAACCAGUACUGUUUACCACCCACCAUUAACAGGAAACAUUUUUAUUAACCAGAAUCACCAGUCUAUUUGAAUUUGGUAUGCUUGCCUGAAAGUCAUUGUAAAAUGUUUACUGUGUUUGUAUUGUAGAACACCUUUGGAUGUUUUGUGUACAUUUGUCUGCUUUAGAAAUCGAGUGACUGGGACCUAGCAACAGAAGUCUUUGGUACUAAUCACUCAAACUAAAAAUAUUAGGUGGGGUAUAUAACUAGUACUUGAAGGCCAUAUGCUGAAAAAGAAAUAUGCUGCCAUUUUUGCUGCUCAAGACCUAAGAAAAGUUAUGGAUCAUGUUAAGUGGCAUGCUGUUGUUUUUAGGGGAAAGGGAUAUGUACUGAUAAAGCCAGUCAAGGAGAGAAAGGAAAUUGUUUCACUACCAGAAGUUGUAAAGUAACCUGAAAGAAAAGUUGCUCGAUUGCAAUAGCCAUGAGUUUGCAUUUCCCAAAACUAGUUUGCUUAGUUCCUUUUCCUUUUUUCUGCAAUAGUUUCUUGAGGAUAUAUUAUUGUGUAGUGCCACAUCCACACCUUUGAAAUCGCUGUAUCUUGCAGAGAGGUGAAUAUUCCUAGGGAAGGGGGAGAAAUCACUUUUGGGGAGAGAUUCUCAGCUGGUUUAAGCUGGCCAGCUUCCAGUAACUUCAGAGGAUCUAUACCAGUUGACACCAGCUGAGAUUCUGGGCCUUAGCAUAUAUAAUAGAGCUGAUUAGAGAAAAAAAUUCCCCACAAGAAUGAAAGUUAGUUUUUUAUAAAAGAAACUGAAAUUUGAGUUUCAUUUUCCAGCCAUUGAAGACUGAAACAUUUCAG